Melanotaenia boesemani (Boeseman's rainbowfish) is the source of this 9140-nucleotide messenger RNA. RefSeq names its product La ribonucleoprotein 4B (gene larp4b). Gene Ontology annotation, molecular function: mRNA 3'-UTR binding. The record is from RefSeq and is a predicted model, not a curated record. Gene Ontology annotation, cellular component: cytoplasmic stress granule; cytosol. Gene Ontology annotation, biological process: positive regulation of translation. The transcript is spliced from 17 exons. Lineage: Eukaryota; Metazoa; Chordata; Actinopteri; Atheriniformes; Melanotaeniidae. The coding region runs from base 629 to 2956 and encodes 775 amino acids.
UGCUGACACGAAAGGGAAAGGAAACGCCGACUUCUCCAUUCCAAAAUCCCCUCUGUCUCAUCUUUAGCACCAACGAGUGUUUGAUCGAUCGGAGGCUUUGAAACGUUCGUUGUUUGAUUUCAGGGCUUUUUGCUUACUUUUGGAACUUCCCUUCCCGUGGAGUCUGCUGUUGGCCCCGAGGAAUUGGCCCCUCUUGAGAUUCCAGGCGCUAGAUUUAUCGAGCCCGACUUUAUAAAGUUGAUAGGCAAGCUAGCUAGCUAGCCACCUAGCUAACACUUAGCUAGCUCACUUGCUAACUAGCUUGCAGUGUUGGUUGGGGGAGCCCAUUUUUGUUGUCAGUCUUGGGGGCGUCGUUUUCACAUUACCUUGCAACUGCUUCUGACUAUUUUUCUUCAUAUCUAAAGAGUUCUUCCGGCGAGGCUUAAAGCCACUGUUUGUAGCUAGCGUGGUCGAUAUAGCCUGCUAACUAAUACCCUGCGUACUAAGCCUGAAAGCCAACAGAAGGCCCGAGUCCAGCACCACCAGUCGCCUCUACCAUCAUAGUAUUUGCAUCGCCGUGCAGUGAGAGUUGACAGCUUACUUGGUGACACAGAGACUUCUCCCUGAGGAGCCAAGAAGCAGACGGCUCAUGACUUCUGACCAGGACACAAAAGUUGUAGCUGAACCACAGGUGCAGCAAGUACAAGAGGCAAAAGAGAACUCUCAUUUGGAAUCCGCCAAGGUUUCAGACCUCAACCCCAAUGCGAAAGCAUGGGCCAACCACAUGUUUAGCCUGGACCCCAGCGGGACUGCUGACACCACAACUGCUGCCCUGCAGCCAUGGAAGGAAGGCUGCGAUAGUUCGACCGACCCCGGAACAGAAGGCUUUGAAGCCAGUGAAGACAAAGCUCACAAGGAGCCUCUGCUAACUGACCUCGAUGAGCCUCCACCAGUACCAGUAAUGCUGGCCGAGCCGGCCCCCGUUGCCUCCGUCACCCUGGAGUGCUCCGAGCCAGCCUACACAGAAUACCCAGAGCCUGGGCAGCCAGGGCACACAGGCAGUGAUUCCCAGCCUGACAACCCCCAGGAGGGCUUGAGGGAGCACCUGAAGAAGACCCUGGAGUUCUGUCUGUCCAGGGAGAACCUGGCCAGUGACAUGUACCUCAUCUCCCAGAUGGACAGUGACCAAUAUGUGCCAAUAGUGACGGUGGCCAACCUGGACCACGUCAAAAAGCUCAGCACUGACGUGGAGCUGAUUGUGGACAUUUUACGAUCUUUGCCAUUGGUUCAGGUGGAUGAGAAGGGGGAAAAGGUGCGACCCAAUCAGAACCGCUGCAUCGUUAUUCUCCGAGAGGUCCCAGAGAGCACACCCAUAGAGGAGGUUGAGGCGCUUUUUAAAGGGGACAACUUACCCAAGUUCACCAACUGUGAAUUUGCAUACAAUGAUAACUGGUUCAUCACCUUUGAAUCAGAAGCAGAUGCACAGCAGGCAUAUCAGUAUCUUCGUGAGGAAGUAAAGACUUUCCAAGGGAAGCCGAUUAAGGCAAGGAUAAAGGCGAAGGCAAUCGCUAUCAACACUUUCAUGCCAAAGAAUGGUUACCGGCCAGUGGAGGUGAACCCAUACGCCCAGCAGCGCUACACAUCCUACUACAUCCCGCCGGUUUACAGCCCCCAGCAGCAGUUUCCUUUAUACAGUCUCAUCACGCCUCAGGCCUGGUCGACCACACACAGCUUCAUCGACCCCGCACUGGUUGCCCCAUUUCACAACAACCAGUUCAUCAACGGAUUUACUACAUCGCAUAGUUUCAAACCGGCAACGUCGCCCCUCACCAUCAGACACUUCUCACCCAGGAACAGGAAUCACAGCAAACCUCACUUGAGACCGACGAUCCCCACGGCAGACCGUAACACUGGGCUCCUGGAACACCCGGGCCUCUUCUCCAGCUUCCCUAGCGAGCGGCUCAACGGGGUUCGCAGCAGCCCGCCAACACGACUUCCCACCAGCCAGCCCAGAACCAGGUUACCCUCCACUGCGGCCUUCCCUCGCAGAGACACCGUGGGCACGGGGCGAGUAACGGAGCCAACAACCCCAGACUAUUCCCUGGGUGUCGGCCGAGGAAGGAAAAAUGUUUCUGCUUCUAGGAAAAAGAGGGACGACAAGUUUACACAGAGAGUGACUCCUCAGUCACCGCCGCCUCCUCCGAAACCUCCCUCCCCGAGCUUUGAGCUCGGUCUCUCCAGCUUCCCUCCUCUUCCCGGAGCAGCCGGCCAGCUGAAGACAGACGACGUGUUCGACAACCGGUUGGCCAGCAGUGUCGUUGUCGGAACCACUAAAGAACGGAAUGUCAGCGCUGAUUCCAGCAGUGGAGGUGCUCUCUCCCCAGUGGGCCCCAAAGAGCCUCACCGAUCCUCCACCUCCCCGAUGCCAUCGACCUUUCAGCCCUCGCCGACCACCCCGACCGUGACCUCAGCCCCGACAUUGACCCCAGCACCCGGCACACCGCACAGUCCCGCUCCCCCACUGCCGGCAGCAGAGGUGAAAGCAGCAGAGGUCAAGCCAAAGGAGGUGCAGCUGUCUGUGGAGCGAGUUUCUGGCACCUUGUCCACUGCAAGCAAGUCGGUGCAGGUCAACGGUGCUGCCACAGAGCUGAGGAAGCCCUCCUACGCAGAGAUCUGCCAGCGGGUGAAGGACACUCCGACAUCACACCAACCACCAACGCCCAAGGAAGCCAAGCCAACCUGCGCCGCCGCCACAGCCGAGGACAGGAAGUGCACUGACGCCUCCACCCCUUCAGGGGAGGCCAAAGCCAGAGAGACAUACCACCCUUCCUCCAAACCUGGCUCCGCAGCCGGCGCUCCAGGCAGACCCCCAAAGGAGACCCGAAGGCCGGCCGGGCGAUGGGCCUCCCCGCCCCCACAUCCAGGGAAAACCCCCAGCAAAGAUCCCCACCACACCCCACCCAAGUCCCCACAAUAGGGCAGCUUCCUGCCCAUGCCUGAUUCCUCCAUCACCCCCACUACGCUCCACAGAUGUGUUUAAAAAAAAAAAAAAAAGCAAAGGAAAAUAAGUCAGGGCUACUCAAUACUUAUCUCCCAGAAUCACCAGUCACAAACGAGCAUAGAGGACACCUUCUUCUCUGGAUCAGGGCUUGCAGACAAAAAGCACUUUACUGUGCAUGUAGAGCACUGUUUCUUUCUUUUUAUUCUAUUUAUUUGUUUCCCCCUCCCCCUUUUUCUUUUAAUUUCCAGUUCUACGUUUUCUCUCCUGCAAGUUGUGUCAGCCUGCAAGUCGGCACAGCCAUCGCUGAAAUUUCAUCACUAUCUGAAUGGCUUUGUGGGAUUAAUUAGUCCUGUGUGUGAAGCAGCGGGGCAUUGUUGGAAGAAACCCCAAAGGAUGACAGGAAGGAGCGUGUAAAACAAACUCCAUUUUGUUUGGUUGUCAUACCGACGGGCAUGUCCAUUUGCACGGUUGUGCAACUUUAUGUAGCUUCAUUAUUAGUAGAUGACACUUUUUUUUGCAUCCAAAUACAAUCUUAACAUCUAAAUCUGUAAACAGUAGAAUUUAAUCCUCUGGUUUACGAGGCCUCGAUGAUUGUUGUCCUCUGAGUUAUUUACACGAGGUGACUUUUGUUUGUUGCUACUGUCUUUUUAUUUACCGGGUUCAGCAUUGCAGGCUUUUGUGGACUGUUGGGGCAGUUACUGGUUUAUUAUCGCCGGGUUUCCUCUCAGUCUUCUUCCUCUAAUCGGUCUCUGUAAAGAAUGACCUCCCUGUGCUGUUUAUCUUUUCACUAUCAGCGAUAACGAAGCUUGUUUUUUUCUGUUCUGCUGUUUUAAGAGUCGGACAGUAAAAGCUCGUUUCUCCAACCAGAAAAAAAUCUUUUGAAAUAGCUGGAAGUAGAUCCACUUUUUUUUGGGGGGGGGGGGGGGGGGGGGGGGGGGGGGGGAGGUUUUCUUGGCAUUUAUGAUUUGGGAAAAGCAGAGGCAGCUUAUUUCCUUUAAAGUUGUCUCAUUUAAAAUCCAGUGGUCCCUUUUUUCUGAGUAGGUUUAGUUUGCUCUGGAAGAGCUUAAACACUGGCAAGCUGCAACCAGGAAGGACAUUAACACUAGCUGCCAUUAAAGACGGUCGGUCAACAUGCCGGUUUAAAGGUGUUGAACUUGUUGCCAAGAGAGAGGACGACUCGUCGUGCAGAGAGGUUGCAGCGUUUCACUUUGAAACCAUUCACACUUGUUCUUUCUCACAGAUGUGGUGCUAGACAUCCAGUCCUGGAAUCAGUUACGACAACUCUUGAUACUGUAUGUGUAGAAAUACUUGAUUUACAUCCACAGAACCUUACUUGCACUGUUAGUGUUUUUCUCAGACAUGCAGGCAAAAUCUAUUAGAUUGUCCUACCUGAAGAGAACAAGGGAAUAACUCUGUUUUCCAGGAGCAGAUUUAAUAAGAACCUUGUGCGGCGUCUGAAUCGAAGCCUUUUUGUUUUUGUUGUUCUGCCUUGUGGAAGCCGGAGGGAUGGACGUUGCAGCCGUAGGUUCAUUUUUGACAGAUUGUGACUGAUGCUAAUGUUUCAGUUUCAUUUGCGGUGGUUCUGGUUUAGCAUUGGUGAGGAUUUUCAUAGAGAGGUGUGUGAGAAUAAUGGAUAAAUAUGGAAAGUGAGAACGUUGGUUAAACUUAGUUUGUGUUUUUUUAUGUUGGUGAAACUUAAGCUGAUGAAGGUAAAUGAUGAGUGGAUUGUUAUUUUCUUUGGAACGUAGUUGGCAAAGUUGGAAUGUGAAGGAACCAAACGUCCGAGAUAAAUCUGUCAUGUAAAAUCCAUCCUGGGGGGUGGAAAUGUUCAACUCUUCCUCCUUCCUUGGCGUUGUCUUCACCACUAGGGUUCUUUUGUUUUAAUGUCAGAAUUUUGUCAAUUUCUCCUCGUUUGUUUGCACUCUGAUUUCUUGUGAGUGUGGAACUGUAAGAAGUGGGAAAGACUGACCUGAGCACACAGCUUUUCUCUUUUGAAGAUGCAGAUUAUAAAUCACCUGAGGAAAAAACUUCUACGUCUACAUCAGUCGAGUGGCCAACGUUCAGGGAGGGAAGCUGUGGAGGCGAUCAAGUUAAGUUUAGUUGGAAAGCCUGUCGACUGUAGCAGCCACAAACGGCAGAUAACCAACUAAGUCUCUUGGAAAAUGUUUAAUUAGUUUGAAUAAAACAAAUUAUUACCAACAAAAGCCAGUUUUUAGGGGUAGAAAUAAAAGAAACUGGGUUCUUUUCCCUCCCUGCUCAUCUCAUGUGCUCAGGUCUGUCUUUUACAGUCAUCACCUCAAGAUGCAAAACACCCUUAAAUAAACCACUGUUUUCACAGUAUCUAUAAUGGGAAACGCAAACUUACGCAAUGUGGGACCUUUCAUGUCUCGCUCAAGUCUUCCUGCAACACAAAGGAUUCUGGGUAAUCCCACUAAGAGAAAACCCAUCUGCAGAAGGGAAGCUUCAUUUUAAGAAAAAAUAAAUGAAAAUACAUCUCUACUUCUGGCCAGAGCUGCUUUUGAUUUGGAUGCUAAAGCUUGAGUUUAAUUAGAAAUAUUUUUUUUUCUCCUCUUCUGAAGGACUGAGAUGCACUUGGAUGGUUUGAUCUAUUUUUUUAUUUCUCUUAUUAGUGGAAAUGGUUAAAGAGUUGAAAAUGCACCAUAUCCGCAUAUUUAUACAGCAGUGCUGUUUAUUCCAUGAGAAAUUAAUAUCUUUAAGUUUUUUUUUUUUUUUGUUUUUUUUUUGGGAGAAGGAAAAAACAGACACGUUGAUGUCUCUAUAUACGCAAAAUGUUUGAAAAAAAUAAUCCAUCCAGUGUUUGAGAAACUUGAAUUUUAUUUAAACUUGAAAAAUGACUUUGCCUUAACUUUUAUACAAAAUGAGCAUAGAGUUUAUUUCUUUCAGAGAUAAAACAAAUCCCCGAAAUGUUAACGAAACGUGGCACGUGGAAAAUAUUUAGUCGUGACGAGUCUUAGAGUACAAAUCUAGCAGCAUUUACUUUGGUUUCCCUUUUUCUUCCUGUAAAAAUGUACGAAAAAUAAUCAUUUGGUGUCUUGUUUAAUAGUUUCAGGUUUUGUUUUUUUUUUUUUUUAUUUGUUUUUGGGGGGGAGGUAUAAACCUUGUAAAUGCAACUAGUCAAUACUGUAUUAAAUAUGUGCACUUUGAAGUGUGUGCUUUGCUUGUACAGAUGUAAAUACUCAGAAAACUAUAAGAGGUACCUUAAAAUGAUUAUAAAAAUAUAUUGAUCCUUAACUAUAAUGUUGCUAUUGAGCUGGAUGUAGGACAUUAAAAAAACAAAAAAGAAAGAAAAAUGGAAAAAAAAAAAGUUGUGCUUUUGAAAGAAUUAUUUUAAAUUUUUUAUGUUUAGUUUGGGUGUGCAGAGUUUAAUUUCUGCUCCAAUCUGCAGCGUGGGCAGAUUGUCUGAUUGUACAUUUUCUGUUUGUUGUCUUGCAUUCCUUUUUUUUUAUGGCUGUAACUUCGCCCUCCUCUUCCUCCUUUUUCCUCACUGUGCACAAUUUGGAAAGAGCCUGUGGUGCCGACGGGCAUCCCACAAAGCUGAGUGUCCACCAGCAUCCUCUGUACAGCGCCGGCGUCUCUUUCAUUCAACGUUCCUGUCGCCAAAAUUGAGCGCAAAUAUCUCAGAGUCUGAAGGCAGAAGCCGAUCAGCAAGAAAAGCACUACAUUUCUAAGAAAAUAAGAUAUAAAAAGCAAAAAAGGCAUUAUGGGAUUUUCUCUUCAGGCAGAUUUUAACACUAAUAACCAACCUAAACGUGCAGCUUUUAGCCGCCACAUGCAAACGCAGCUAGUGUUUAAUCAAACUGCAUCGUGUCCACAUGAGAUGGGCUGCAUGACAUUUACACAGCACAGGAGGGAGCUCAAGUCUUCAUUGUGGUGUUUAAAGGGAUUAAAGUUUAUAUUUUUUUCUAAUCUGUUAAAAGUUUUGAAGGUUAAAAUUUGGGCAUUUGUUCCUGUCUGUUGAACUUUUGGCUGGAAAAUGGAAACUAGGGAUGCAGUGGGCUCAAUUUAAAAAUAAAAGCAGAUUUUUUUUUUUUUUUUUUAGCUUGAAUUGCAGAUUUACCUGCUGCUGUUUAAGAAAAAAAAACAUUCGGUUAAGGAUUAUAUAAACUACAGCUAAUGGUUUUGACUGGCGGUGCUGGAUCUGUUCAGUGUGAACAGAGCAGGGUUUGUUUCUGGUAUUUAAAGGAAAACAACAAAAUGCAACAACUUUUUUUUUUCUUUUUGGACGAUUUUUCAAACUAAAUAUUGAAAGCAGAUCUGUCCUUUUAACCAAAAGGGUUUUAGUUCAAAUACAGACUAUGGUUCUGGUAUCUGUAAAAAAUAAACUGGCAAAUAAAGCGUUCAGUUUGAGCCAUGUGAAUGCAUCUGCUUCUGUUUUCUAAAAAUGUUCUAAGUAAAGUCAAAUUAUCUACACAGCCGUUGACUUUCUGAAGCACAAAAAGGUUGAAAACCUGAACAGGAAGCAGCUUUUCUUGGGGAAUCAUUAAUAAAAAAUAACCUGAAAACCUGAAGUUUAUGCAAGAAAAAAAUGUGGCAGGAUGUGAUGCCCAUAACUUUCUAAGCUGUUGUUGCAAAGAGCGAUGCCGGAUGGACUCUCAGUUUUGUUGCCGUUGUUCGAGGCAACCUCGAUGUGUGAAGCCCACCAACAUUAAUUAAGAAAGGGAAAGCACAUGUAAAAAUAUUCACACCUUCAGCUCGUGCAGCAGGUGGUUCUAAAGGUGGGAGAUGAUUGCCAAACGGCCGCUUGUUGAAGCCGAGUUUCAGGCCUGUGGAGCGUCUGUUUUAAUCUCAUUUGCUGAACAAAGUGAAAUGUUGGGAUUUUUUUCACUGUGGCAGUUUGAGCAAAGACUUUCCCACCUGCGUGUCCGAGUGUGUGCUAGACGACGUUAAUCUUAACAAAACUUGUUUUGUACUUUUUUCUUUUCCUUUCAUCCUCUGAUUAAUGAUGUUUGUUCAUGUUCUGAGAAAUAAAUGUACAAAUUAUUUUCUUUUAUUUUUGUGAAGGUUGAGGGCUUAUUUGAAAGCUCAACUAGAAUCAGUUUAGUUUUGUUUUAGUGGCGGUUUUCUGGCACAUACAGAGCAGUAACCUGCACAGAUCAAUAUGUCUGUUCAAACCUUUUGAUUACAUGUGUACGGCAUUUUGUUGUGGCAAAGAAAACCAAUAACCGUGCCAUUAUACAACCUGUUUUAUGUCUUGACUGGGCAGUUUAACCUGUACAUACAUAGCUGAGCGCUUGCCAUCUUUGACUUUUUCUUUUACCAUGUGAUUUUCCUUGUGAUUGGAGACGAGUUAAGCUGACACCACUGACUGUAGGACGUCUUUUCCACGGGUUGCGUCGAGGUCGAGGCCUCGGACAUGGACGCUGAUUGCAACCUGAGCAUCGCUGGACUGUGAAUGUGUGCAUGUGUAGAAUAAAUAAACUACCACCCAGAAAUCCAGACUGAUGCAAAAGGGCAACUCUUCCCUGAAGGGCGUGGUACCUCAGACUGGAUGGUACCGCUUUCAAAGGGAUCUUUCUAUCUUGGCGGGAUGGUUGUCGCCAACUCUGACAUUAAAGCUCAAUAAAUGAGCUCCUUUUUUGUUGUGGACUUCUGCAUGGAGGAUCACACUUCAUAUCAGCCUGUCGGUCGCCUCGGUCUCCUUCCUGUUUACCCAUUAUGACAGUGCCAUUGUUUUGUUUUUUUCUUCUUUGUGGGUUGCAUCUCAGCAGAAAAAUGGACCCUUUGUGGGGUUUUUUUGGUUUUGUUUUGUGUUUUUUGUUUUUUUUCUCAAAAAUAUGACAAAUGCACAACAAGUGACUGGAAGGAGACUCUUUAUCAACUCACUGUGGUUUAACUCAUUAACACUGACCGUGCUUCGCUAGCAGCUGUGGACAAUCGAUGACUCCCCAUCGUGUUGGGGUUUGGACAGAUACAUUUUUGCCUAACGACACCUUUAACACAUGUGGGAUGGAGGUUGCGCUCGAGGGCGGCUUUUCUUUUUUUCUUUUUUAAUUUCCGGGUCUUUCUUCCAUUCAGACUGGAAUCAAGCGUACAUGUCAGCUAUAGAUAAUUUAAGUUACUCUCGUGUCAUAAUGUAAAACUGUCUAAUUUGGAGAGAAAAAAAUGUAGCUUACUGAAAAAUAAAGAUUUAGGCACUGUU